Messenger RNA from Arachis ipaensis, 2160 nucleotides. NCBI's taxonomy places the organism in Eukaryota, Viridiplantae, Streptophyta, Magnoliopsida, Fabales, Fabaceae. The record is from RefSeq and is a predicted model, not a curated record.
AUGAAGGCUUUCAUUGUGCUAGAUGAUGUGGCUGAUUCACAAAUUGCAACUGAUUUGAUUCAACUGCUUUGUAAUUGCCUAAAUUCUGGUAGUAGAAUCAUUUUGACAACAAGAGACAGAAAUGUGCUUUCAAGUGGAGGAGUUGAAGCAAUUCAUGAGGUGAAGGAAAUGAAUUUUGAAGACUCCCUUAAAGUUUUUAGCCAUAAUGCCUUUAAUGAUUCUCAUCCUAAAGAGGAUUAUUAUGAGCUAUCAACAAGAGUCGUAGCAGAUUAUGCCAAAGGAAUACCAUUAGCAUUAAAAAUUUUGGGAUCAUUUCUUCGGGCCAUCAGCAAAAAAAGUGAAUGGGAGAGUGCAUUGAGAAAACUAAAAAAGUAUCCCAAUGCAGAUAUUCAACAAGUGUUGAGACUGAGUUAUGAUGCAUUAGAUGAUGAUGAAAAAAACAUCCUUUUAGAUGUUGCAUGCUUUUUUGACAGGCAUAAAAUAGAAAAAGUAACAAGAAUAUUAAAUUCUUGUGGUUUCUUUGCAGACAUAGGAAUAAAAAGCCUAUUGGACAAGUCUCUUAUAAGUAUUCAUUCAAAUGGUAAAUACAUAAAAAUGCAUAGCUUGAUACAGGAAAUGUGUUGGAAAAUCAUUCAUGAAGAAUCUAGCGAAAAUGGUGGUCGACAAAUAAGACUGUGGAAUACCGAAGAAGUCUGCAAGAUUUUUCAAGAUGAAAGAGAUAUUCAUAGAGUUGAAAGCAUGAUUGUGGAUAUGAAUGAAAUUACAAUAGAUCCAUGUAUAAUCAUCAUUGCAUUAAGGAAGAUGCCAAAAUUAAGGUUGCUUGCUUUCAGAGGAAACAUCAAUAUAGAUCUUGAAUGGAACAGAGUGUUUGUAGAGGAUUUUCAACUUCCUAAUGACUUAAGGUAUAUUGAGUGGAAUAAAUGCUCACUUAAGUUUGUGCCGUCUAUUUGUUGGCCUCAAAAACUUGUUCAACUUUCUAUGCGAGGUAGCAAUGUUCAAAAACUUUGGGAUACAAUACAGAUGCUACCAAGUUUGGAGAAGAUUGACCUCGAUAGCUGCAAAGGUUUGAUAGAGUGUCCAAAUUUAGCAGGUGUCACGAAUCUCAAAAAAAUAUCACUCUAUGGUUGUGAAAGUUUACAAGAUGUUCAUCCAUCUAUUUUCUCUCUCCCCAAGAUUGAAGAAAUACGUUUGGAAUAUUGCAAGGAGCUGAAGAGGCUUUACAGUGAUUAUUGUUCACCCUCUCUCCGUUGCGUGCGGGCCAUUGGUUGCUCGAAUUUGCAAGAGUUCUCAAUCCCAAUGAUAGGAAAUCAUUCCAAAAGCUUAUAUUUAUCGUCCUCAGCUUUGAGUGAAGUGUCAUCCACUAUUAUGCAUCUCAAAAAUCUUACCACGUUCGGUAUUAACAUCAGUUACUCUCUUGAAAAACUUCCUCAAAACUUUGCGCGCACAAUUACACUCAUGGAUCCAAUAAAACAUGAAGACGACACAUGCAUUAUUUUAAGUAGAAUAUUGCCCACCCCUGUCUUCUUGUCUCUCAAUCAAUUAUCUUUCUACAAAUGUAAGAGCUUGUCUAAACUCCCAAACAACAUUCAUGUCUUACAAUCAUUACAAGUAUUAAAACUGCAAAGUUGUCAUGUCAUUACACGUUUGCCAAAAAGCAUUAAGAAUCUUCGAAAGCUCAUAAAACUUUUCAUCGAUGAUUGUAAAAUGCUUCAAUAUGUACCUCCACUUCCCCCAUCUAUUAUAUACUUUGCUGCAAGAAAUUGCAAAUCUUUGAAGACAAUCUCAAGUUUAACAAGUGAACCACCCAAAACAUGCAGGGCAUCCUUUAAAUUCUAUAACUGCACAAAGUUGAAUGAGGAUGCAUAUGAAGCAGUUUUGAAAGACUUGAAAUUCAGGAUAGAACUUGCGGCAAGUAAUGGAUGUUCGAAUAUACCCUUCUACUAUUUACCAAGUAAAGAGAGCAUACUUAAUGAUUGGUUCCCUCACUACUACUCUACAGAAACUUCAAUCACUGUGGAAGUUCCUUCAGAUCACAAGAUUUCUUCUUGUCUUGUUCAACAAACAUUUGAGAUUCAGGUGUGCAUGCUACUUAGAAAAGGGUUGCAACGAAUGGGAAUGGAUAGCAACUUCUGGCAAAACAGUACACUUGACCGAUCAUAA